This is a messenger RNA of Hirsutella rhossiliensis, 468 nucleotides long. RefSeq lists its product as uncharacterized. Bases 1 to 468 code for a protein of 155 amino acids. The transcript has 2 exons. Lineage: Eukaryota; Fungi; Ascomycota; Sordariomycetes; Hypocreales; Ophiocordycipitaceae. The record is from RefSeq and is a predicted model, not a curated record.
AUGACGCAGUGGGACUUCGCGGCGGACCUGCACACCCGACGAUCGACGUCAGGCUUCUUCUACAGCCUCGGCUCAGCAGCCAUCAGCUGGACCUCCAAGAGGCAGCCCUGUGUCACGCUCUCAUCCACAGAGGCCGAAUACGUGGCUCUGACCCAGUCAGCCCAGGAGGCCAUCUGGCUGCGUUCCCUAAUGAAGGACCUAAGCCACCCACAGGCUGUGCCAACAGCCAUACACGAGGACAACAAGGGCGCUAUAGAUCUGGCCAACAACCCUCAGCACCACUCUCGCACUAAGCAUAUCUCUCUUAAGUGGCACUUCAUCCGAGAGAAGGUUGCAGAAGGGACCGUCAGCCUUAUCAAGAUCGAAGGCACCAAGCAGCCUGCUGAUGGGCUCACCAAGGCCCUGCGGCCCCUGCCACGAGAUGCCUUCCUCCGUUUCCGGGACUCUCUAGGCGUCAAGUCCGAUUAG